UGCCUAGAAAUCCCACGUGCUUCUGAAAAAGUCGCUCCCGUACCGAGGCAUUGCACAUAAAAGUUCGCCCAACACGGUGCUGAUCUACAUUUGCGCACUUCGCUGCCGAGGUCUAAGUGAGCAGCGUUGUAUGUGCACCUAUCGUUCGAAACGGAACAUCUGAAAUCUGCUGAAGGAAAAUCACAGUUCUGCUGGGCGUGAUCCAGACCACGAACUGGUUCAUGACCGCUGCUGGAUACAGGGCGGGCGGCUCGAUUACGAUGAGGUGGGCAGCACUGUGUGUUGUUGCGACGGUGUUGGCCCUCGCCGGGUUUGCGAAUGCCAAGGUGGUGGAGCACGACUUCGAGGUGGCGUACGUCGAUGCAGCUCCGGACUGCUACGCAAAGACGGUGAUUGGCAUCAAUGGCGUUUACCCAGGCCCGACCAUUCGUGCAGUGCAGGGCGACAUUCUGAAGAUUACGUUCCACAACUAUAUUGCGACGGAGGGGAUUACGAUGCACUGGCAUGGCAUUCGUCAGGUGGGAAGUGCGUGGGCAGACGGCACGGCUGCGGUAGCACAGUGCCCCAUUCUAUAUGGGGAGAGCUUCACGUACGAGUUUAUUGUCGACAGGCCGGGGACGUACUUCUACCAUGGGCACUUCGGGUCCCAGCGUGCGGCUGGGUUCUACGGCGCCCUCAUUGUGGACCUGCCCGCGGGCAAGCACGAGCCCUAUCACUACGACGGCGAGCACAUGAUUAUCGUGAACGAUUGGUGGCACAGGCCGAUUGUGACUCAAGAGCAAGGCCUGGAAGCAAUCCCAUUCAAGUUUGUCGGAGACCCUCAGUCGCUGUUGCUGGAGGGUCGUGGACGGUACAAUUGCUCCGCCGUCCCUACUUACACGCCGGCCGCCAUCAGCUGCAACCAGACCGAUGAGAGAUGCGCACCUCACGUGAUGAAAGUGGAGCGCGGCAAGACAUACCGACUGCGUCUUGCCAGUGUGGCUUCCCUGUCGUCCCUGAACUUCAAGAUCGAGGGCCACAAGAUGAAAGUGGUGGAGGCGGACGGGCACAACGUGCAACCCUUCUGGACAGACAACCUGGACUUGUAUUCCGGAGAAACUUACUCUGUCCUCGUGAGUGCCAACAUGCCUGGGGACAAUUACCAUUUGGGGCUGAAUGUGCGCGGCCGGGAGGAUCACAACGUGCCCACCGGGCUUGGCAUCCUUAACUACAAUAAUGCGCCCGUGAGGCAGCCCAGUACUCCAGCGCCCAAGGGCCCAGCGUGGGACGAUUUCGAAGCCAGCAAGCGCCAGGCCAGGAAGUACAAGGCUCUGAAGCACAACCCCGACCCCACGAGCCACGCCUUGGACAGGCACGCCAAGGUCACGCGCACCCUCAUCUUGCUCACCACCCAGCAAAAGCUCAAGGGACACAUCAAGUGGGCCAUCAACAACGUGACCUACGCGCCGCUGCCGACCCCGGUGCUGGCGGGUCUGGUGUACAACAUCUCUGGUUCCUACGACACCGCUCCCCCUCCGGACAAGAUGCCCGCGGACUACAACAUCUACGCUCCUCCGCCGGUUACCGAGACCAACAAGGGCAGCGGCGUGUACCAGUUCAAGACCGGUGACGUGGUGGACGUGAUCAUCCAGAACUGCGGCAACCUGCAGAACAUCAGCGAGAACCAUCCGUGGCACUUGCACGGCCACGACUUCUGGAUCCUGGGCUACGGAGACGGCAAGUACGACCCCAAGACGUCCCCCAAGACGUUCAACCUGAAGAACCCGCCCAUGCGCAACAACGUGCCGACAUUCCCUUUCGCAUGGACCGCCAUUCGGUUCAAGUUGGACAACCCCGGCGCGUGGCCGUUUCACUGUCACAUUGAGUGGCACGUCCACCUGGGGAUGGGUGUGGUGUUUGCUCACGGAAUCGAGGAAGUGCGUGCCAAGGGCAUCCCUAACUCCGUUCUCGGGUGCGGCUUAACUAAGCAGCUGUUCAAGUUGCGCUAGGCGCAUGUGGCCUUGGCGCACGAGGCGUGGAAUUCCAGGUCGACUGAGGGGAGGCAUUGCGAAUGGGUCCUUCGUUGCGUUUGUGAGCGUCAUGAUCUGGACAUGAUUGAGGUUUGCGUUUCGGGGGCGCCUGGCCGGCGCUGGAAUGCGGAACUUGACAGGGGCAUUCGCGGACUCCCCUGGAGUCGUGAGAGGGUACACGGAUUCUAUGAGUGAGAUGCUGUCAGGUGGACGUUGAUGUCAUUCGUAAGGUAGUGAAGAGAUGAGUUUCUCGUAGAGAUGUGUUCAAUAACAAAUUUUUCAAGCGCUGAGACUGAUUGCCAGUUGAGCGCGCAUCCAGUUCAGUGGAUGUGUCGGAAGGAAUGAAUGUGCGGAGGAAUAAAUCCCCUUUUCGUCCA
This is a messenger RNA of Physcomitrium patens, 2386 nucleotides long. Its product is annotated as L-ascorbate oxidase. Gene Ontology annotation, molecular function: oxidoreductase activity; copper ion binding. The record is from RefSeq and is a predicted model, not a curated record. Gene Ontology annotation, cellular component: extracellular region. Lineage: Eukaryota; Viridiplantae; Streptophyta; Bryopsida; Funariales; Funariaceae.